Molecule: messenger RNA, 474 nt
Organism: Pedinophyceae sp. YPF-701
Lineage: Eukaryota; Viridiplantae; Chlorophyta; Pedinophyceae
Source: the annotation of a GenBank genome assembly
AUGCGUCCGUUGUUGGAGGUACACGCGGGGGACGCCGGGCACCUCGCGGGCGACCACGUCGCGGGAACGGCCGUCUCGGCGGUUGCCCGGCGCGGCCUGAUGAGCGCCCGCGUGGCGGGCGUGGGGGAGGGCACGUUCGCGCUGCUCCUGCUGACGCUCUUCAGCCUCAUCUUCUGCGCCAUCUCGCUGCGCGCGCGACGCACGGGACUCACGUGCGUCGGCGUCGUGGGCUGCACCAUCGUCCUGGCAGUCGUUGUGUCCGUCACGCUGACGAAUCCGCGCGGCGAGGACACCUCGGACGUCGACACGGACCCGCACUACGGCUGGCUGGUCGCCAUCGCCACCCUGAUGUCGUUUGCGGGGUGCGUGGCGUGCUGCGGGUGCUGCAUCCACGAGGGGUGGACGCAGCAGCACGCGCGCGCGCUCUCGUACCAGCGCGACGUCCUCGACCACGGAGCCGUGCGGCCGAGGUGA